Aspergillus wentii DTO 134E9 is the source of this 228-nucleotide messenger RNA. Its product is annotated as ankyrin repeat domain-containing protein. The record is from RefSeq and is a predicted model, not a curated record. Lineage: Eukaryota; Fungi; Ascomycota; Eurotiomycetes; Eurotiales; Aspergillaceae. The transcript has a single exon. The annotation marks the transcript as partial. Gene Ontology annotation, molecular function: protein binding.
AUGGGUCACCAGUCCACUGUUCAACUUCUGCUCGACUCUGGCGCAGACGUCAACAGACUUGGGUCGUUCGGAGAUGCUCUUCAGGCUUCAGCAAUGAAGGGGCACACACUCAUCACCAAGAUCCUAUUACAGGCAGGGGCUCGAAUCGACAACGACGGUGGGAUGUAUGGCAAUGCAUUGCAUGCUGCUGUAUACAAUGGGCACGUUCAGGUCGUGGAGACACUGCUU